Messenger RNA from Sarcophilus harrisii (Tasmanian devil), 2742 nucleotides. RefSeq names its product ankyrin-3-like. The record is from RefSeq and is a predicted model, not a curated record. Gene Ontology annotation, molecular function: protein binding. Gene Ontology annotation, biological process: regulation of apoptotic process. The transcript has 2 exons. The coding region runs from base 389 to 2662 and encodes 757 amino acids. Lineage: Eukaryota; Metazoa; Chordata; Mammalia; Dasyuromorphia; Dasyuridae.
UUCAAACUGGGGAUCACAAGACUGUGCUUAUAGAAGUGGAAGGGACAGCUUCAGUAUACCUAUGGAGAUCUGAGGGGCAGACAGACAGACACAGAUUGUCAUGGUAUAAUGGAGGGGACUUGACACCCCUCCUUCAAUCAAUCGACAUGAUUAAGUCCUGAACUGUCAAGGAUCCAGAAUGAAAUAUGGCAGCUCUGACAAAGGAGAGCGGAUCUGUAUUUCUUUUCCCCCGUCUCUAAUAAUUCCUAUUUGAAACUUAACUCUCUGGGACACAGUGGUUCUUGAGACAAGGAUCUGUGAAAUAUCAUCGUUCUUUUGAUCUUUCCAUCUCGACCCCCAGCUUGGACGAGCCCUUCGGUCAGCCUGCAGAUGAGUUAACCGUCUCACGAUGUGUUCUUCAACCCAUGGCCAGAGCAGCCCUUAUGCAACUGAAGUCAUGAAGAUGAAGAAAGGGGAGCUGGCGGCGGGGAUCAAGGAUUCGGAUGGUCUCAUCCAGAGACUGGUGGACUAUGGCAUAUUCACGGCCGAACAGAAGUUGUCUCUGUCCUACUACAAGACAAACCCUGAAAAAGUGACCAGGGUCUUGGACAUGCUGAUUUCCCAAGGGGAACAUGCCUGUAGAAUGUUUUUUUAUCCCUGUCUGAAACAGCUGGAGCCUGACCUGUAUCAUGUCAUAAGAAAAUAUACCAUGGGCACAGAAGAGGUCAUCCCAGGAGCUGAGGGGCAGCUGGUGGGCCACUUACUGGAUAGGGACAAAGAGAGCCUAGAAAAAUCCACCAAACUAGACCACGAAAAGCAGAACACGGGUAUCCAGGAAGCUUCGGUCAAGCCGAAGACGAUUUCUUUUACCGCUAAACAGAGAAAAUUUCCUCCAAUUCAGACUCCUGUGAACAGCCCCACUCCUCCCAUCUAUCUUCUGACCGCCUCAGGUAAGGGGGAUGUAGCUGAUACAGAGAAUGUCCUGGAAGACAAGCAUAUGGGUGAAGUAACAUUCCCGAGAGAAAGCCCGCUGGGUAUGGCAAUGGCCGACGAACCCACCGAACUCCUCGGUUUUCCGAUCGCCAAAGGGCCUAGGGCCGAAGGAAAGGAGGGAAAAGAGAAGUCCCUUCUGCAAAGAGCUGCUGAAAGGGCCCGUGGGGAUGCUGUGAAAAUUCUCCAAGGAGGGAUGGGCAGCAGUAACUUAGAGAGAGAUAUCAUGAUGCCCCUGGGGUUCAAUUUGCAAGGCAGCCAGCUCUCCCUCAUCAAACCGAUCCUGGAAGAAAACAUUGGGACCCCUUAUUAUUUCCAGCACAGGUCAGUCUUCCAAGAGGAGUACGAGGGGUUUCGGGUAUUCCCAGAUCGUGACAAGCUCCUGGACGCCAUGGAGGUCCACAAGGACCACAGGGCAGACCCAGCUUCCAAGUCCCCCGAGAUAAAUAGCUUGGACGAAGCCAUCAAGAUCCUGUUGACGGCUGGGAUCAAUGCAGACUCCAGCAUCGUCCACAACGCUUUCCAUCACGAUGACCAGGACGUCAUCCAGUUGCUGCUGAAAUACUCGGCGGCCCUGCCACGGGAGACCAGGGAGCUGGCUCUUUUCGAAGGCAUCCGGAAGAACCUUCCCGAAGUCGUGGCGGCCUUGGCGGAUGGGGGCACCCCCCUGGACGUGCAGAACGAGCACUACUACACGCCCUUACUCUUGGCGGCCGAGAUGGACAGGACCCUGUGUGCUGAAGUCCUCAUCCAAAGGGGAUCCAACAUGGAGGCCAAAACCUCCUAUGCGGAGUCCGCCCUGCACCUGGCCGUUAAGGCGGGGGGCAUUUACACGGUGGAGCUCCUGCUGGAGAGUGGGAUGAGUCCAAACGUCCAAGGCUUCAACGGCCAGACCCCCCUCCACGUCGCCGCCUGGUAUAACAAACACGAGAUGGUCGGCCUGCUGGUCCAGGCAGGGGCCCAGAUCAACAUCCUCAGCACCGAGCAGAACACCCCACUGCACAUUGCCAGCGAGAAAGGGAACGUGGACGCGGCCAUCCAGCUGAUCCAGUACAAGGCCGAUCCCAACUUGAAAAAUAAGCUGAACAUGACCCCCCUCCACCUGGCCGCCCGGGCGGGCAACAAGACCAUGGUAGAGCUGCUGAUCCAUUCCGGCUCCGACCCCAACACGGCUGACAAAGAGAAGAAGACCCCGCUCCACUGGGCAAGCUCUGAGGGCCACCUGGAAGUAGUGAAAACCAUGCUGAUCCACAAGGUCCGGUUCGGAGCCAAAGACAUGGAUGGUUUUUCUCCCCUCCAUUACGCGGCCCUCAAGGGCAAUGUGGAGAUGGUGAAGCUCUUCCUCGAAGCGGGUAAGAACAAAAACAUCAACGAGCGAAACAUUUACCGCAAGACCCCGCUCCAUUUGGCGGCUGAACAAGGCCAUGGGGACUUGAUCAAGUUGCUGCUGAGUUGCGGGGCGGCCGUGAACGCCUUGGACAACAACCGAGACACCCCGCUCCACUGCGCUUGCAAAACUGGGCACUGGAGCUCCGUCACCUCCAUGAUAAACUAUUCUCAGGGGGAGAAACCUGACUUGCAGGCAGUCAACAGCCUCGGGAAGACACCCCUUCAGGUGGCGGAGGGCACCGUCAUAGAGAACCAAGAGCAGAUUGUGACCCUAUUGAAAAAAAAAAUGUUCUUAACCAGAUAAUUGCCUGAGAGAAACGGAGGGGAUUCAUUUACUUAUUCUGGAGGCAUAUCUAUAAUUCUAAUAAAAAGGAUACUUCACUA